GCUGUGGGGGAGAGGCCCAGCGCGGAGCUGUGGGGGAGAGGCCCAGCGCGGAGCCGGGCUGAUGGCGGAGCCGGGUUGGGAGGUGGCGGAGGUGGAGGCGGAGCGGGCGGCCGCCGAGCUGUGCUGGGAGCGGAUCUGUGCCGAGCUGCCGCCCGGCCGCUCCUCUCCGGGGCCCGGGGCCCUGUGGGAAACCUUCACCCCCAUCCCGGCCUCCGAGACCCUCGACCAGGACAUCGCGCGGCCUCCCCCCCGGGCCCGGGCCUGGGCCCCACUGCCCGACUCCCAGCGACACCUCCUCGGCCUCGAAAACCGAUUGAGGAAAGUGAAGGGCCUGAACCAGGAGCCAACGUCCAAAGAGAUGCUGCAGUGCCUGGCCCAGGCCAGGAAGGAGUGCUGGGACCGCUUCCUCCAUGACCAGCGAGACUCUGACAUGUUCAGCGAUGGCUGUGAUGUGGAUGACAGGGCCAUUGAUCUCUUCAAACGCUGGCUCCAGCCGGACAAGAUUCCAAUCAGCGCAGAAGAAAUUCAGUUCCUGAUCAACCCAGAAGCUUACGUGGACAGUCAGGAGGAUGAAGGCAGCUGCUCGGGCUGUGAGCAGUAGAGAACAGCUUCACUCAGUGUUGAACAGCCGUCCCACACCCAGCCCCUUAUUCCCAACGCAUUACACUUGCUUCUGUUUUUAAACAGACAGCAAGCAUCGUAAGGGUAAAUGGUUAAAGGAAAAUGACUUGUUGAACAGAUGUGAAUCUAGACCCUGAUCUGCUUUUGCCGUGAGAAUGGAGUUAAUGAUGUUCUCCGAGAUGUACCUGUGUGUAUACGCCGAGAGUACUCAGGAUUCGGUGUUUACUGUAAACACUAGGCUGUGAGCAGCUAUUCUGUCUUCUCAAUGAAAAUUUGUAAACCCCGGAUCUGAGUCACAUCACAGGCUGGUACCAGCCCCCCCACCCCCACACACAAACACACACACGCACUGACUGGCUUUGUGGAUAUGGAAGCAAUGUGGAAAUUGAAUAUGUGGUGUUUCUCUAACUCUUCCCUUUGUGUGUGUAUGUUUUUCUCACUCUUCUCUGUUUCUCUAAUUAAGU
Molecule: messenger RNA, 1085 nt
Organism: Callorhinchus milii (elephant shark)
Lineage: Eukaryota; Metazoa; Chordata; Chondrichthyes; Chimaeriformes; Callorhinchidae
Gene: ccdc32
Product: coiled-coil domain containing 32
Exons: 3
Coding region: 62-601 (179 amino acids)
Biological process (GO): cilium organization
Source: RefSeq, a predicted model, not a curated record